Messenger RNA from Panonychus citri (citrus red mite), 2314 nucleotides. Its product is annotated as titin-like. The record is from RefSeq and is a predicted model, not a curated record. NCBI's taxonomy places the organism in Eukaryota, Metazoa, Arthropoda, Arachnida, Trombidiformes, Tetranychidae. The transcript has 2 exons. Bases 14 to 2314 code for a protein of 766 amino acids.
GUCGAUACAAGAAAUGUCAAUAUCUUCUAGAGGUCGCGAAAAACAUGAGAUACAUAUUGAGACACUUGAAGCAUCAAGAACUCGUGAAGACACUCGACUCAUCACCGACUUACCAGAAUCGGAACCAUUAGAUUCAUCAGCUGGAACUAUUAUUCAACUUAAACGAACAGAAAAACAAAAGAAAGAAAAGAAAAUAAUUCGUAAGCAAGAAAUUGAACCAAUUGAAAGUUCAAUUGAAUUCCAGGCUCAAGAAGUAACAUUAAAAUCUACAGGAAAACAGAAAGCAAUCACUCGACUCGAGUCAACUGAAAUCGAAGUCGAAACUUCACCCAAACAAGAGCCUUGGACUGAAAUGGUUUCCAUGGAGGACCGACCAACCAGCUUAAUUGAUGAUAAAUUAAGUCAACAAUCAAUUGAAUUAAACAAAAAAUUAGAACCUAAACCUGAACCAGCAGCUAAACCGAUUGAAUCGCCGGUCGAGUUUCCAGUUCGUGAUGUGACUAUUAAAUCAAAGGGAAGGCAGCGAUCUCUAACACGAUUAGAAUCCGUAGAGAUGGAGAUUGACGUCGUAAAGCCCAUUCCUUUACCAAUCGAACUUCCCGAAGAAACUCAAGACGAAAGUCCCACUAAGGGCCAAAAAUCGCUCGAAUUACAACAAAUACCUAAGCCUCCUGAACGACCUUCAAGACGAGAUACUGUUAAAGUAAUUCCAACCGAACCGACAACACCAUUAGCUCAAGAUGUAACAAUCAAAUCGAAGGGCCGAGAAAAAUCAUUAAUACGCUUAGAAUCAACUGAACUGGAGAUAGAAACAAAAGGGCCUGAACCAACUCCGGUCGAACUACCUGAAGAGAUUAAACCAGUUGAAAAGGUGCGAAAAGAUUCAACCGAAAUCCAAUUAACUAAACCAAUUAUGAUUAAGAAAAAGAUUCCAGGAGAAACUGUUAUAUUUUAUGUACCUGAAGUUCUGCCUCGUAAAUUAUCAAUUCCGGAAACAACUAAAAUCGAAAAGACAGUAAUCGAGAUUGAGAAACGAAAGAAAAUUGAACAACCGGAACAAGUCGAGGUUUCAUCGGAAACUUUAAUGAUUACAACUUCGGCUGAGCAAAUGACCGAUUCUGGAAAACCUUUGGAAAUGGAUCAGAAAUUAAUUCUAUCGAGACCAAGGUCAGAAUCGAUUGCUGGACCAAGUAUUGUCACACGGGAGGCAAUUACGGUCGGCGAAACGGGAUCGAGUGAAAAAGAGACACAACUCAAAGAACUAAGUAAACCUCCGAUCAAAAAGGCACGAGCGUUGAAAGGUAUUCCUAAACAGCGAUCACUUUCAAUCGCUGGUAGUCAAACGUUGGAAUCUGAGGUUCCACUUAUGGUUGAUUCACCAAUCAUCGAUUCAUUGGCCCCAGUGGCUGUUGACACAGUUCCAAGAUCGAGUGUCGAAGUUGUUGAAGCAAAGACAAUUGAGAAAACUUCGACUUUUGAACCAAUUGAAUCGAAGACUAGAAGAGCAUCGGUUAAACAAAUGGUUCCAAAACGACGAUCUCUGUCCAUUGAACGCAAAGAUUUAAUGGAAAAAGAGCUGCUUCGAAAAGUCGAAGAGCCACUUACAUGUCGAGCUUCGUUAGAAUUGGCUCCACCAAUUUUAGCCUUCCAGGUAACAAUGGCACCGAUCAUGGAGACUGAAUCUUCAAUACCAACAAGUCCAGAAGUAAUUGAACGCCAAGCGACCAGUUCACUUGAUACUCGAUCGGCACUGAUAAUAUCUGAUGUUAAACCUUCCCCACAGGAAGUUGACAUUUUUACCAGUGAGCCGACUCGAACUGAGCUGGUAGAUAUUCAGGUCGUUUCACUUCAAGUACCAGAAUCUAGAGUUGAAUUUUCAUGUGAAAUUGAACAAACUCAGAUUAUCGAGAAGCCAAAGACUUCCAAGGUCAAAGUGAAAGCGCCAAUUAAAACGAAACACUCACUUGUUGUCCAACAGAAAGAGUCUUUUGAAAAGGAGACCGAAAUACCGGAAACGAUACCAGAUAAAAGUCAAGGUGCUAUUCUGACCUUAGAAUCGACACCAACGUCAUUAUCAGUUACAACUGAUGAGACAUUUGAAACGUUAGAAAAAACUUUGGAAAUAAAAUUAGCACGUCCCGAAAUCGCUGGACAAUCGGUGGAAAGCCCAGCAAAUGCAUUAACAAUAAGCAGUGUUGAGAUCGGUGAAAGUGAAAAGGUCGUCCAAUUGACCGAUAUUCAAGAUAAACAACCAAAUGUCACUUUGACUGAGAGUCAAGCGAUUGAAGUAACUUCAUCGAUUCCCGACAAUUGA